This is a messenger RNA of Salmo salar (Atlantic salmon), 1474 nucleotides long. Its product is annotated as RNA-binding protein 4.1. NCBI's taxonomy places the organism in Eukaryota, Metazoa, Chordata, Actinopteri, Salmoniformes, Salmonidae. Gene Ontology annotation, molecular function: mRNA binding. Gene Ontology annotation, cellular component: nucleus. The record is from RefSeq and is a predicted model, not a curated record.
GCGGGAUUUAUCCGCUUCUUAGAACGCUGGUGUAGCCAUUUUUCUUGUGUGACUGUAAGGCAGAUAGCUGAUUGAGGCUUUCUACAACACUGCUUCAAGGAUGGUCAAGAUCUUCAUUGGGAAUGUCCCUCGGGAGGCAGACAAGGAUGAAAUCCAGGCACUCUUCUCACAGUAUGGUGCUGUCACAGAAUGCGCCAUCGUCAAGAAUUUUGCCUUCGUCCACAUGGAUGACCGUAAGUCUGCCACCAAAGCCAUCCGCAGCCUGCACCUCUACAAGUUGCAUGGCACGGCGAUAAACGUUGAGGCUAGUCGCGGUAAAAACCAGGGAGCCGUCAAACUCCACGUGACAAACGUGGAGAAAGGCAACGAUGAUGAGCUCCGCACUUUGUUCGAGGAGUACGGCACAGUCUCUGAAUGUGCUAUUGUCAAAAACUUCGCGUUUGUGCACAUGGACAACUCCGACGAGGCUUUGGAUGCCAUCAAGGGAUUAGACAAUGUCGAAUUCCAGGGGAAACGUAUCCAUGUCCAGAUAUCAAAGAGCCGUCCCAGGUACGAGGAGGAAGAAGACUACCCCCCACCUCAAAGGGGGGGAUACUGGCCCCCCCGUGGCUACCCCGGGGAGAGGCAUGAUCCUCCACCCCCUAGCUAUCUAAGAGGUCGUCACCCACCCCCUCAUCAUGGGUACCCUGCCCCCCCUCCACCACCCCCUCCCCCUAGACGAGCCCCUUACCCAGAGCGUGCUUAUGAGCGCGAGAGGGAGAGCUAUGCCGUGGUGGAUUACUAUGAGAAAUACAGGGCUCGCCCUGCCGCUUACGGCAUAAUGUCCUAUGAUGAGAGGCGUGUAGGCUCCUUACCCCCUCCUCCCCCGCCCCCCUCUUCCAUGGUCAGGGAGCGUUUCAUGGCCUCUGGCCUCGAUCCAUAUGAGCGUCGCCCUCUCCCUCCUCCCCCGUCUGCGUACUACGCCAGGGACCGCAGUCCCAUUCGGAGGGCCCCUCCUCCCCCCAUGCCACCCGCCGGUAACGGUUACUCCUAUGAGCGUUCCCGACUCUCACCCGUCUCUCGCCCCGCGAUGUACAACCUACCACGUACCAGAGACCCCUACGCCGACAGGUUGCCGCCGCCGCCACCGGCCCGCUAUUACUAAGCAGCGUACACCGGCGUUUGACUCAAGGUUUAAAUAUUUCAACAAGAUCUGCGUCCUCGUCACCGCCGUCGUCUCCUGAUGCACGCAGCGAUUUACCCCCCCGUCUGGUUGAGCGCGUUUCGUUCUCCUGCAACGCUCUCAGGAGGAAUUGUAAUGCAUGACCCCUCGUCAUCUAAAACACUUUUAUUACACUCGUAUUGUUUUGCCCUUUUUUGUUUUGUAUUUUAGUAUUGUGCUUUAGCUACAUUUAUAGUCUCUGGCUCUCAGAAGCCUUUUAGUCAGUCGUUUUUUUUAUUUUUUAUUUUACGUCCUUGAUAUACUGUAACGUGU